UGUCGCGCAAGGAUAGAGUAGCGCGCUCUGUUGCAUAGUCCUCACGACACGACUCCAGUCGUCCAGAUAUAUCUCUCUCAGAACAAGGAAAAUGACGAAAAAGCUUGUAAUAACGGCCAAACGCAACAGGGACGUAUUGACUCCAAUAUUGGAUUUGGAGAGGAAUAAAGCAUGAUGGUUUUAUAAGAAACUGGUGCCUUUUGGCGCUGUAUAAAACGAGCAGGGUGCCUUUUUCAGUACUCUACAAACACCUGUCAACAGCUGAAAGAUGAAGUUUGGGAAGAGCAUCUGUAUCCUUAAUGUGGGUGGCACAAAAUAUGCGUUCUCUAAGGAGGUGAUAAAAGAUUUCCCUCUGAGUAGAGUGAGCCGUUUGCACAAAUGCGCCUCGGAGAAAGAAGUACUGGAAGUAUGCGAUGACUAUGAUCGGGAACGGAACGAGUUUUUCUUUGAUAGGCACUCCGAGGCUUUUUGUUUCAUCAUGCUGUACGUGAAGUACGGGAAGCUACGAUUCGUCCCGCAGAUGUGCGAGCUGUCAUUCUACAACGAGAUGAUUUACUGGGGGCUGGAGAGCUCACACUUGGAGUUUUGCUGCCAGCGAAGACUGGAUGAUAGGAUGUCCGACUCAUAUAUUCAUUUCUCCGAAGAGGAAGAUAAACUCGACAAAGAAAUGAGGGGGGAGAAUUUGGUGACUCGAGUGGUCACAGAGAGAGAGGAUUCAAAGUGGCUGGAGAGAAUGAGAAGGACUUUUGAUGAACCGACUUCAUCAGUCGCAGCACAAAUCUUAGCUUCAGUGUCCGUUAUAUUUGUUAUAGUGUCCAUGGUGAUGCUUUGUGCAAGUACUUUGCCAGAUUGGAAAACCGCUGAGAACAACAGUGUGGUGGAGCACAGGUACAAUCCAGACUCUUUAGAGCAUCCAUCCGGGAUCAUCGAGGCUGUGUGUAUCAGCUGGUUCACCGCCGAGUGCAUCGUGCGCUUCAUCGUGUCGCGGGACAAGUGUGAGUUUGUCAAACGGCCCCUCAACAUCAUCGACCUACUAGCCAUCACGCCCUACUACAUCUCCAUCUCCAUGACGAUGCUGACAGGCGAGAACUCGCAGCUGCAGCGGGCGGGUGUCACCCUGCGUGUCCUGCGCAUGAUGCGCAUCUUCUGGGUGAUCAAGCUGGCCCGUCACUUCCUGGGCCUGCAGACUCUAGGGUUGACACUGAGGCGCUGCUACCGGGAGAUGGUGAUGCUGCUGCUGUUCAUCUGCGUGCCCAUGGCCAUAUUCAGUGCUCUAGCCCAGCUGCUGGAGCAUGGCCUGGACUUGGAGUCGCCCAACGAGGACUACGCCAGCAUCCCUGCCGCCUGCUGGUGGGUUAUUAUCUCCAUGACCACUGUGGGCUAUGGAGACAUGUACCCCAUCACCGUGCCUGGGCGAGUGCUGGGUGGCCUGUGCGUGGUGAGCGGCAUCGUGCUCCUGGCACUGCCCAUCACCUUCAUCUACCACAGCUUUGUGCAGUGCUACCAUGAGCUCAAGUUCCGCUCGGCCCGCUGCACGCGGAGCCUGUCCGCAGAGUUUCUCAACUGAGGGACCACUGACGUUAAUGGGGGGGGGGGGGGGUGCACCCCUUGCUACUCCCCGACACCUCUUCAGAAGAGACCUCCAUCCACACUAGAACUGUGUAUUUAUCUGAAACGUGGCCUCUUUCAUUGUCUCACACGUAUUUUGUUGAUGUAUCCCUCAUCUUUGAACGUCAGUUGCUGGGGUUGUGGAUUUUGAGGUUUGCAGACAGCACAGCCUUCAACCUUCAACAGUAAAGUCCAAGUAAGAAGUAUGGGAUGGGAACUAGGACAGUUUCCACGGCUGCCAUGGUGACAGUGGUUUUUGGGGCAGAGGGCAUCUGGAUCAUGUCAGACCAGAAGGAGGCCUUCGCGUACUGUGGAUUACACUGCUGGCUGGCAUUCUUCUCUUCUCAUAUGGCGACAUGCAACAAAAGGGAUUUGAGUUUUAAUGUAAUUUUCAAUCCCACUCUCUGACAGUGUCACAGUGUGGGAGAUGGGAAGGUAUAAUUUUGCUUCUCUUCCUUAGAUCAUUUAUUUCUAGUAUUCCGUCGGCCAGUGAGUGAACAACAAUGCAUUUCAAAGAACCAAAGUGUAUCAGUACAGUGUACACUGUAUGUUCCCUUUAAUCUUUCACUGCAACGCUCACCUUUCUGCUUUUAUCUUGCGUACACAAACCUGACAGAUAUAAAGAGCAAUUUGAACGAGCCUAUUUACAGCUCAAACAUGGCCGCAUUCUAAACCUAUUACCUAUUCCCCCCUGAAAACCAAGCAAUGCAAAAUGGCUAUGUAAUGUAUUUGUCGGAGAAACCAAGGGGGAGGGGUUUAACAAGAAAGAGUACAAUAUUGUGUGGGUCUGUCAGCUCAGCUGUGUAGGCAGGUCUGUAAUGUGGAACACCAAGCCACAGAGCGAGAGUGUGUCAUGGAGAGACGGGUGGUUCGGCUGACACUGUGCAGUGUAGUGAGGAGAGGGCAUGCAUGCCUCAGCCUCGGGAGCGCUGCGAGUCUACUGACUGGAGGAGUGUAACCAUUUGUGGCUGGUGUCAAAACCUUGGUAGCCUCUGCCUGUCACAACAAAGACACUCGGCAUGCCCAUCCCACCAUCCUCAUCAGUACUGUAUGUCAAAACCACCACAGCCUUGGUAGGCACUCCUCUCAAUGUUGUGGCCCACCUGCUUCUCCUCGACAUACUGUCGACGCCAUGUUUGAGUGGCUGGUGUGAUGCAUUCCGCCUCCUUUCCUGCCAGAGUGAAUUCGAUUGAAUCUGAAAAGCUUUCAUCAUGCCUUCAUUCAUUUCUAUGGUGGGGAAUUGGGAAUCAGAUCCUCUCAUGUGUUCUCUUCACAUCAGCCUGCUCCAGGGUAUACUACCUGUUAUCGCUAACAAGCACCAUCUCUCGUCUCUCAGAUUGUCGAUAGCUGUGUUUGCUCCUAGCACUUGGUUUAAGUAUUUGCUAAGAGAAUCUGUAUUUUGAACCAAAGCAGUUUUAUAUCUUCCGGAAGCACUUUAUAUAGUGGGAGCAUUGGACAGUUCAUCAAGUCAGUGACGAAUGCAAAUGGGCCAUAUUGUGUGUUCUAUUUCAGGGUUUCUCAAAUUCGGUCCCAUUUUGGUUUUUGCCCUAGGACCACACAGCUGAUUCAAAUAAGCAACUCCUCAUCAAGCUUUGAUGAUUUGAAAUCAGAUGUGUAGUGCUAGGGCAAAAACCAAAAUGUGCACCCAAGGGGGGCCCAGGACCGAGUUUGGGAAACCCUGCUCUAUUUGAUGUGAUUGUUAUUCACUGCUGGGAAUACCAGUCUAAUUGUACUAGUGAUGCUGGUUCUGUUUAUACAGAUUUGGUGUUCCUUUGCUUUGUCCUCAGUGUAAUGGUUUCCACUGGCUGCAGACAGCCCCAUCUGCUCUCUCUGAUCUGCCUUGCUUUAAUUUGGCUGCUUUUCCAAACACAGCAGUCACAAAACUUUAACUGAAUAUGUUGAAUAUUGAUGGGAUAAGAUUGAUUAAACUCGGGCCUCCCGAGUGGCAGAGCAGUCUAAGGUACUGCAUCGCAGUGCUAGAGGCAUCACUACAGUUCCGGGUUCGAUCCCGGGCUGUGUCGCAGCUGGGACACACAGAAUGAGGUGCAAUCACACCAAAGAGCCUGAUAUUCGAGAGGAAACAACUUAAGUAUUUGCUUUGAGAGUGCGAGCACACAAUGAGUUUUGAACCUGAAGGGAACUGGCAGCAACACGUAGCCUAUCUCUGUCAGCAACAAUACCCUCCUCAUCUAUGGGAAUAAUUCACUUUCUCUUGUCAACAUUCACAUCAACAUUUAAUUAUCUCUGCUCUCAUUAAAAAAACUCACAGGAAGUCACAUUGCUCCACGGCAAUGAGGAUUUAUAUUUCUGACCAGCCUACUUUUCCCUGACAGAAAUCCACAUCAUUCAGAGCUCCCUGGAUUCCACUCCAUUUAAGUGAAUAUUUCCACAAGAUUCAUCAGGGAUUCUAACUGCCGCAGGGGGGACUGAGACUCUGACACCAUAAAAAAUCCAAGCCUCAUAUAGAUCACAAUAGCUAGAUUUCCUCUAACCAUACUCUCUUCCUCCUCUCGUCUGUUUGUUUCUCUCUCUCUCUCUCUCUCUCUCUCUCUCUCUCUCUCUCUCUCUCUCUCUCUCUCUCUCUCCUCUCUCUCUCUCUCUCAAAGUGGGAUUACAAGACAAAUCAGGCAAUAAAAACACAUUGAGGAGAUUGAAGAUGGUUCACUCAUUAUAAGACCAUUGAGUGACCUAUUUAAUGUAUUUCUGACACCAUGUCACUGACAUUGCUCUACUCAAUGAAAUGUACAAAUAUUCCACACCCAAACUCAGUGCAAUCUUGAUAUUUGGACUGGGAACAUAUUACAUAAGUAUCUCUGUUGUCAUCACAAUAUGUAUUUUGACAUUGGACUAAAACUGUGAGACAAGAAAAUGUGGACCACUAGUGAGUUUGAUCCCUUGUGAAAUGAACGCUUCUGGAAAAGUUGCUGUUGUGUUGCGGAUCAGGUAAGGUAAGGCAAUGUGAUUUUUGUUUAGUUGGAACAAAUGAUGUCUUUCUGAAUUUAGUAUUUGAGAAUAACUGAAGAAUAUUUCCACUACUGUAAACCCUUAUAGGACAUAUUUCUGUGCUCACGGUGGAUGUAGUGGGGGGCAAAAGUGGCCCCACAGUUGUUACAAGACUUGAUAAAUAGCGAUAUUUCAGAUAGGACCUGCAACCUCUGGAUACUCUACAGUACUUAGUCACACCGAAACACCUUCUGUGGGCACCUUUAGCAUAUUGCCGCUUCAAUAGAAUGUACAAUUGAAACAGUGCAUAGGAUAUCUUUUGAAAAAAUGGUUGUUUAUGCAAGCCAUGUCUCCAAAAUGUUUAUUGUUUUUUCCCUUAUUUUUUUUAAUGAAACCAGCUAUUUUGUAUAGAGCUUAUGUUGUUUACAUAUAUAAUGGUUAUAUGGUUGUAUAUAAAUAAAGCUAAUCUGUCUAAUCUGUA
Messenger RNA from Oncorhynchus mykiss (rainbow trout), 5032 nucleotides. Its product is annotated as voltage-gated potassium channel regulatory subunit KCNG3. Gene Ontology annotation, cellular component: membrane; voltage-gated potassium channel complex. Gene Ontology annotation, molecular function: delayed rectifier potassium channel activity. Gene Ontology annotation, biological process: action potential; protein homooligomerization; potassium ion transmembrane transport. The record is from RefSeq and is a predicted model, not a curated record. Lineage: Eukaryota; Metazoa; Chordata; Actinopteri; Salmoniformes; Salmonidae.